GCUGUCAGAGGCACAAAGCGACUUUACUCCCUACCGGACUGGACAUUUAUCCGAAUCAGAAGCACUUCUGUUCCGAUCUGGAUUAUUCUGCCGAGCUGUUUGGACUUUGCUUUUUCUCUUUGUGGAGUUUGUCAGGACAGCGAGCGCUGUGGAUUUAAUUUAUCCUUCUAACCUGGAGCUGGUGGAAUACUAUUCUGAGUUCAACAUGACUCUGGAGGAGGUCGUCGGAACCAACAGCACCGAGCAAAAGAUGGAGACGGUGAGUCAGGCUGUGGAGGAGCUGCUGGUCGCGGCGCAGCGGCAGGACUGCCUCACGGUGGGGGUGUACGAGUCCGCCAAGCUCAUGAAUGUAGAUCCGGACAGCGUGGUUCUGUGUCUCCUCGCCACGGAUGAGGAAGAUAAGGAUGACAUCGCGCUGCAGAUCCACUUCACGCUGCUUCAGGCUUUCUGCUGUGACAACGACAUCAACAUCGUGCGGGUUUCCGGCGUGCGGCGGCUGUCGCAGCUGCUGGGGGAAGACACCGAGGACAGCAACGCCAAGGAGCCGCGGGACCUGCACUGCAUCCUGGUCACGAACCCUCCGGUGCAGCCUCUGCAGUGCCAGGCCCUGCAGCACGUCAGCAGCUUCUGCGAGCAAAGCCGCUGCAGCAACCAGUGGGUCCCCUGCCUGGAGCUGCGGGACGGCUGACUGAACUGAACUGAACUGAACCGAACCGCCGUGCAGCGGUGAGAAGGAGUUGGAUUUAAGCGACCCGACCUCCUGAAAGAUAGAGGGGGGGGGGGGACGAGCCAGGACCGAACCGACACGAGCUCUCCAGCCGCGUGAUGUGGGUCGACCGGUUCUGAAAGCCGGACCUAGACGUGUUGGAGCAGCUGAGGAAGAGGAGGAAGAGGAGGCUGUUUUCAGGAGUCAGCACGUGACUGGACUGAUGAAUGAGUGGAGAAGAGACGCACGUGGAGACGUGAACGGUGCUGCAGGUGUUUCGGCUCACCUGUGCGCAUGCGCAUGCUCUUGGACUUAAUUAUGAACUUUCAGACACAUUGAAGUCAUAUGUUCAUAUUCAUCAAUGUGUUGACUCGAUCUGAUGAAUAAACUGUUGAAUACA
Messenger RNA from Poeciliopsis prolifica (blackstripe livebearer), 1106 nucleotides. It is a transcript of the gene gadd45ba, whose product is annotated as growth arrest and DNA-damage-inducible, beta a. The transcript is spliced from 4 exons. The record is from RefSeq and is a predicted model, not a curated record. NCBI's taxonomy places the organism in Eukaryota, Metazoa, Chordata, Actinopteri, Cyprinodontiformes, Poeciliidae. Gene Ontology annotation, cellular component: nucleus; cytoplasm. Bases 206 to 688 code for a protein of 160 amino acids. Gene Ontology annotation, biological process: regulation of cell cycle.